Molecule: messenger RNA, 1776 nt
Organism: Micromonas pusilla CCMP1545
Lineage: Eukaryota; Viridiplantae; Chlorophyta; Mamiellophyceae; Mamiellales; Mamiellaceae
Product: small conductance mechanosensitive ion channel family
Exons: 1
Coding region: 1-1344 (447 amino acids)
Biological process (GO): transmembrane transport
Cellular component (GO): membrane
Source: RefSeq, a predicted model, not a curated record
AUGAACGCGAACGCCGCGCGCGCGAGGAAGGCCCCGGUCGUCGCCGCGGCGGCGGCGGCGGCGUCGCAGUCGUCGCAGUCGUUCUCCCCCAACCUCUUCUCGCUGCCGCCGUCCGCGAGCGAGGCGAUCGACAGCGCGAGCAAGAGGGCGCUCGUGGGCGUGAAGGGCUUUCUGGAAAAGUGCGACGAGAACAUCAACGACCCGUGGCACGCCGAGGACGUGUGGCUCAUAUUCGUUUGGCACUGGCUUUCGGACGAGAAGCGAAGGAAAGCGUUCCACGCGUUUUUGCAAAACACGCUCAAGCCCGACGACGAGCCCCCGACGCCGUUCGAGGAGUCGUACUGGCACUUCGUGCACGGGCCCAUGAAGGUCAUCUUCGCGCUGUGGGUGACGCUGUAUAUGUUCGACAACCUCGCGUGGAUCGGACGUCUGCUCGAGCUCAGCGUCGGUUUACCGCAAAUUUUCGUGAAUCAGUUCGACCGAGGGAUGUACGCGCUCGCCGCCGGAUGCAUCGCGGGUCUCUCCGCGAACGAGUACUUCCCAAGGGUGCUGCGAUCGAAGUUCGGGGUCACGAACACGUCGACCGAGCUUCUUCUCACCAGAUUCGCGAUGGGCGUCAUCACGUUCACGACCGUUCUCGUCGCCGCGUUGCUCUUCGGUCUCCCGCCGAAGUCGUUGCUCGGGUUCGGAGGCAUCGGCGGUCUGACGUUCGGUUUAGCCGCGAAGGAUCUCAUAAGCAACUACCUCGGCGGCGUCAUGCUCGCGGUCAUGAAGCCGUUCAGCCCCGGAGAGAAAGUUUACCUCAUGCCCGUGAACGGACGGUUCCGAGGCACGAACGAGCCGGACGUCGGCGGUUACCUCGUGAAAGAGAUCGGGUGGUACCAGACCACGCUCAUCCCGAAAGACACGCGUCCGACGACGGUGCCGAACGGUUUCUUUCUCGGCUCGUCCGUGAUCAACAUAUCGCGGCAGACGCAGCGGGUCAUCGGCGGGGAGCUCAGGGUGAGGUACGACGACGCGGAGUGCAUACCUCGGCUCACGGAGGAGAUCGCGGAGUAUCUCCGGAAUCACCCGGACAUCGAGUCGAACUCGCGGCCGAUUCGCGUGCACAUGCGGACGCUGAUGAAGGACGCCUCGGACGGGUCUCUGCGCGUGCGGAUCGAGUGUCACUGCAACGUCGUGAAGAAGGACGCGUUUCUGAAGACGCAGCAGGCGAUAUUCAUGGACAUCUGGGCGAUUCAGAAGCGGCUCACGACCGGUCCGGCGUGGCCGGUGCUAGUAUCCCCGUCGGACUACAAUCCGCCGUGGGGAACCGGCGCCGCCGCGGGGGCGGCCGGCCGGUGACAGAAGGUAACGCCGCUGAUGCGAGCGUCACCACCACUGCAUGGAUCAUCUGGUUGGUUUUUGUUUUUGGUUGUUAUCUUUAUUGCAUCGUAGGCACGCCCGACGCGCUCGCUCGCUCGCGACGAUCGACCUCUCGUUCGAUCGCGUCACGUGAACACGCGCAUGGCGUCCCCGACGACGACCGCCCCCGGACCGCCCGCGCGCGCCUCCAGCGUCAACCCGCACGCCUCCCCGACCGCUCUCAACGCGUCCGCCGCGGCCGCGCCGUCGAACCCGCCCCCGAACCCCGGCCCCGAUCCGACGCCGCCGCCGCUCGGCGCGGGCAUCGCGACGACGCGACACGGCGUCCCCGCGAGCUCACACCGCGCGGCGACGGCGGCGCCGAGACCCGACAGCAGCGCGCCGCACGGCAGCGGACGCGGACGCGGACUU